This is a messenger RNA of Carcharodon carcharias (great white shark), 6369 nucleotides long. RefSeq names its product myosin IIIA (gene myo3a). Gene Ontology annotation, cellular component: myosin complex. The record is from RefSeq and is a predicted model, not a curated record. The transcript has 49 exons. Gene Ontology annotation, molecular function: protein binding; cytoskeletal motor activity; protein kinase activity. NCBI's taxonomy places the organism in Eukaryota, Metazoa, Chordata, Chondrichthyes, Lamniformes, Lamnidae. Bases 7 to 6369 code for a protein of 2120 amino acids. Gene Ontology annotation, biological process: protein phosphorylation.
UUAGGGAUGUUCCCGUUAACUGGAAAAACUAUCAUCUUUGACAGUUUCCCUGAUCCCUCAGAUACGUGGGAGAUUAUUGAAACCAUUGGUAAAGGGACCUAUGGCAAAGUCUUCAAAGUAUUAAACAAAAAAAAUGACAGCAAGGCUGCAGUUAAGAUUCUGGACCCAAUCCAUGAUAUUGAUGAAGAAAUCGAGGCUGAGUACAACAUCCUCCAAGCUCUUUCUGAUCAUGAUAAUGUGGUCAAAUUCUAUGGAAUGUACUAUAAGAAGGAUGUAAAGAAUGGAGAUCAGCUCUGGCUUGUACUAGAGUUGUGCAAUGGAGGUUCUGUGACCGAUCUUGCCAAAGGACUACUAAAAAGAGGUGAGAGGAUGAGCGAACCAGUCAUCGCCUAUAUCCUACAUGAAGCUCUCAUGGGUCUGAAACAUUUACACAGCAACAAGACGAUUCAUCGUGACAUCAAGGGCAAUAACAUCCUAUUAACAACAGAGGGAGGCAUCAAACUUGUGGAUUUUGGUGUUUCAGCUCAGUUAACUAGCACUCGCCUUCGCUGCAACACAUCUGUUGGAACCCCUUUCUGGAUGGCCCCAGAGGUAAUAGCAUGUGAACAGCAGCUGGAUUCCAGUUACGAUGUACGAUGCGAUGUCUGGUCUUUGGGUAUAACAGGCAUUGAACUUGCAGAUGGUAACCCACCUCUAACAGAUCUACAUCCAAUGAGGGCACUCUUCAAGAUACCCAGAAAUCCACCUCCAAAACUGCAUCAGCCAGAGCUGUGGUCAGAAUUGUUUAAUGAUUUUAUUACCAUAUGUCUCAUUAAAGACUUUGAACGUCGCCCAGCUGUCUCUGACCUCCUGGAGCAUCCCUUUAUCAAACAGAUUCAAGGAAAAGAGAAGGCUCUACAGAAACAAUUAAUGGAGCUUAUAGACCUUCACCAGCAAAUGGGUGCCAUUGAAAAGACAAGGCAUGAACGUAUUCACACGAAGAAGGGCCAACAUAUGAAGAGUAACACCAAUUCAAGCGAGGAUAAUAGAGAUGAUCUUGCUACACUCGAAGUGCUCGAUGAAAAUACAGUCACUGAGCAGCUGCAAAAGCGUUACAAUGAGCAACAGAUAUAUACCUACGUCGGAGACAUCCUUAUCGCUGUUAAUCCAUUCCAGAAACUGGAUAUCUAUUCCUCAGAGCAUUCCAAGCAGUACAUUGGUGCGAAGCGGACUGCCAAUCCACCCCACAUCUUUGCUGUGGCAGACAUUGCUUACCAGGCUAUGGCCACUUACAACUCAGAUCAGUGCAUUGUGAUCAGUGGAGAAAGUGGUGCUGGGAAGACUGAAAGUGCCCACUUCUUAGUCGAGCAACUCACUGUCCUUGGAAAGACCAAUAACAGGAUGCUGCAGGAAAAGAUUCUCCAGGUAAACAACUUACUAGAAGCUUUUGGAAAUGCCUGCACAAUAAUCAACAACAACUCCAGCAGGUUUGGCAAGUACUUGGAAAUGAGGUUUACCAGUGGCGGGACAGUCAUGGGGGCUCAGAUCUCAGAGUACCUGCUUGAGAAGUCAAGAGUCAUCCACCAGGCUCCAGGAGAGAAAAACUUCCACAUUUUCUACUAUAUCUAUGCUGGCCUGGCACAGAAGAACAAGCUAGCUCAUUAUAAGUUGUCCAAAGGUCAACCUCCAAGGUACCUUCAGGAUGAGAAAAUUACAAUGAUGGAGGAAAUUGUAACCAAUUCUUUCUACAAGGCUCAAUUUGAAGCCCUGGAACAGUGCUUCAAAGUCAUUGGUUUCACACUUGAGGAACUGGGGAAUAUAUACAGCAUUCUGGCAGCCAUCUUGAAUAUUGGUAACGUUGAGUUUACCUCAGUUGUAACAGAGCACCAGACUGACAAAAGCAAUAUUGUUAAUCUUGGGAUGCUUGAAAAUGCCUCUUCAUUGCUCUGUAUCCAAACUGAUGAGCUACAAGAAGCUCUCACCUCUCAUUGUGUAGUGACCCGAGGAGAAACAAUUGUGCGUCCCAAUACAGUAGAGAAAGCAACUGAUGUCAGAGAUGCGACAGCCAAGGCUUUGUAUGGCCGUCUAUUCAGCUGGAUAGUCAACCGCAUCAAUACCUUACUAAAACCAGAGACAUUUCUGAGUGAUGCUGCUGAUAAUGUGGACAAAGGCAUCGAUAUUGGAAUUCUUGAUAUAUUUGGCUUCGAGAACUUUAAGAGAAAUUCCUUUGAACAGUUAUGCAUUAACAUUGCCAAUGAACAGAUUCAGUUCUACUUCAAUCAGCACAUAUUUGCCUGGGAGCAGAACGAAUAUUUGAAUGAAAAUGUGGAUGCUCAAUUAGUUGAAUAUGAAGACAAUCGGCCACUGCUGGAUAUGUUUCUGCAGAAGCCUGUGGGCCUUCUCUCACUGCUGGAUGAAGAGAGUCGCUUUCCUCAAGCCACUGACCAGACACUUGUAGGGAAAUUUGAAGACAACCUCAAAUCAAAUUACUUCUGGAGACCAAAAACAGUUGACUUAAGUUUUGGAAUUAAUCAUUAUGCAGGAAAGGUUCUUUACAAUGCCAGUGGCUUUCUAGCAAAGAAUCGAGACACUUUGCCAGCAGAUAUUGUCCUGCUGUUGAGAUCAUCUGACAAUAAAAUUACAAGACAGGUUGUAACACACCCACUUACAAAAUCAGGAAACCUGUCUCAUUCCAGGGGCAAAGGUGCAACAGUCCCCCGAGUUCGAACUCCUCAACGUUCUAUGAACCAUGGAAAGGUCGAUGAAUCUGUAUAUCACAGCUAUUAUUGCCUUUGUGAGGGAUUGAAAAUGUUGAAAACCCUGAUGACAUGUCACCAGGAAAAACAACAACUCCUAAUACCACUCAAGAAGUCAGCAACUCACAGCAGCCUUCGUCACUCAUUCCACCUGUCACAAGCACCUGUGCAGGUUGACAAUGGAGAUUCUGCGCUUCAUCCCAGAGAAACCACUAACAUGAAGACACAGACUGUUGCAUCUUACUUCAGGUAUUCACUCAUGGAUCUCCUCUCCAAGAUGGUGGGUGGUCUGCCUCAUUUUGUUCGUUGUAUAAAACCAAAUAAUGACCGCCACGCCAAGAAAUUUGAUCAAGAAAAGGUGUUGGUACAGCUUCGAUACACAGGAGUUUUGGAGACAGCUCGUAUCCGUAGACAAGGAUAUUCACACCGCAUUCUCUUUGCAAAUUUCAUUGAAAGGUACUAUAUUCUUGCAUUCAAGUCAACUGAAGAACCACCAGUGAAUCCUGAUAUAUGUGCUGCCAUUUUGGAAAAAGCUAAACUUGAAAAUUGGGUUCUGGGGAAGACCAAAGUGUUUCUUAAAUAUUACCAUGUGGAACAGCUCAAUCUCAUGAAGAAAGAAAUAACAGAUCGAAUAGUUCUGGUACAGGCCUAUGUGAAAGGCUGGCUUGGAGCUAAAAGAUACAGAAGGUUGCAAGAGAAGAGACAGCAGAGUGCAGUCGCCAUUCAGUCAGCUUUUAGAGGGCACAAAGUAAGAAAGGACAUUACCAUAGAAAAACAGAAGCUAGAGCAGACGAUUAUUAAACUCCAGGCUGUUGCAAGAGGAUACCUGUGCAGAAAAGAAUACAAAGAAAUACUGGAGGAAAAGAGAGGUGCUGCUAUUAAAAUCCAGGCUCACUACAGAGGCUAUAUGGACAGAAAGAACUUCAACAUGAAAAUAGAAUAUGAAUUAAAUAAUCCUUACGAAAAGCAACCAAAUAACUCUAGUGAAGAAGACAUGCAAGAAGCAGGAAAUUGCCCUGGGAAAAUGGUGGAGGGUGACAGAAACAAGAGCAACCCCGCAUUCAAUAAUAGCAUUAAAGACAUGCAUCAUGAAAAUGCAGAAAGGAGACUAUCAAGCCAUGCCACAACAGCGUCUGAUGUGAAAGAUAAUGAAGAUGAAGAUGCAAAAAUCAUUCAGAGCAACUAUCGUGGAUACCGGGAGAGAAAAGGCCUAGAGGGUAAAAAAAAGCAGCAAGAAGAGAAAAAGGGAAAUGAGGAAGAUGAUGCCAAAGCUGCUAUUGUUAUUCAAAGUAACUAUCGAGGUCAUCGGGAGAGAAAGAGACUGCAAGAGAACAAGGUUCCAGUUAAAACCAAGGAAAUAGAAGUGUCAAGAAAAGGAAUCCAAGAACUACAUCAACCACAAAAAGGAAUUGUAGCCAGUGAAGGUCCAAAUGAAGUACCAGCUGGAACAAUUAUUCAGAGCAAUGACAGAGGAAACAAAGAAAGGAAACAACUGAAAGAAGAAAGGAAAAUAGAUGAAAAUGGAGAGAUGACAGCCCAUGAAAAAUCUCAAACAGUCAGCUCUAAGGAGGAUGAAGAGCAAGCAGCAGUGAAAAUUCAGAGUAAUUACAGAGGCUUUAAGGAAAGAAAGCAAAUUCAAGAUAACACUCAGAGAGAAGGAGAAAUGUUUGCUAACUUUUCAAAGCAGAUAACGAAGCAUUCUGAUGAAUUCCUGAUCGCCCAGAAGAAGCUAAAUGAUGUUAUUGCCUCAAAAUAUCUGAUGGUUAAGAGCCAGAAUCCACAGCCUGAGACAAAACAACCAACCGGGAGACCUUCUUCCCCGUGUCAACCAGGGCCCAGUAAAGGAAAUGAUCAGAAACAGCAAAGAACCACCAGACGGACCCAACCACCAAAGACAUUAAAUACACCUGAAGACAGCACCUACUACAAUCUCAUUCAUAGGUCUGUGCAGGAUGGGAAGCGAAGACCUCGGAAAGACAGCCAAGUAAAGUUGCUGGAUGCAGAUGAUCGUUACUACAGACAAAUUACACCCAGUGAUUCACUCUCUGAGGAUAAUCACGCUGAAGCAACAGAGAGAAUGCCAUCUGCAGAACUCAGAUCUACAACACCCAACAGUUCCAACAGAAAUGUAGAUUUUAAAACAAUUGACAACUUUGAUCAUAUUUGCAUACAUCUGAGUGGCAAGAAUCCUUUACAUGAUGUAGCAUUAACUUUGGCUGAUAUAUUUUAUGUCCUGAAUGUGGAGCUUGACUGCCGCCUCCUUUCAUACAUGGUGCACAACGCUCUUGUGGAGAAGAUUCUCAAGAGGGAAAACCAGAGUGAGCAAGAGCAGACGCUGGUGUCCGGGAAAUCUUGGGAGAAUCUGUGUCGGAGGGCACAGCCCUCUCCAAUCUCUGCUCAUCUAGACACAGAUACUGUGUCCCAGGAGCUGUUGAUGCAAAUGAUUCUAGAUUUCAAGAAAGCUUUAGAGAUAGUGCUGGCCAUGAAAAGCCCAAAUCAGCGUUGGUCUUGGGAGGCGCCCCAGAAAGAAGCUUUCAUAAAUGUGAAGCAAUGGUUGCACUCAUCCAAUCUAUUAGCGUAUUAUCACCAGACGAAAGAAUUGGUGCUGACAUGUGAUGCAACUCCGUACGGAAUGGGAGCAAUGUUAUCUCAUCGGAUGCACGAUGGCACAGAACGGCCAAUAGGUUACGUUCCUUGCUGGUAUGUGCUUGACAGAUCAGAGAUUGGACAAGUUGGGACCCAGACCUUUCCCAAGUAUGAGAACAAAUGCUGCAUGGCUUCAGGGUCACCGGGUGCCUGGGGUGAAGUGCCACCCUGCCACGGACCUGACUAUUGUCAGGGGGGGUUUCAGAGGCAACUGCUGUCCAGCCACGGAGGCAACUGUUGUCAGAGGGCGGGGAGAGGCAACUGCUAUCCUGGAGUUGGAUCCCAAGUGCAAGAAAUCGAGAUGGCGGGCAAGGACCAAGAUGCAAGGGCCAUUGGAUUCUCCUGGAGCAACAAUAUAACGAGGCUCAUGCUACAGCUCACAACUUGGGCUGACGCAGAGCAUCGGGAUGCUGAAGAUGAGGAUCCAGUGCUUGGACCGAAUGAGUUGGCUGAGGUGAAGAUGGAGGAGCUGCACGUCUCCUCAAAUGAGGGGGACACCGACGGGUACGAGGCUGAGGAUGACCUUGGAGACGACGAUGACGGGGAUGAGGCCCUCGGACUGACUCACCAACCAGGGGAAAUAUCCUAUCAACAUGAACCCUAUCACACCCUGAAAGAAUUUUACUGCAUGGACCCUUCCAGGUAUCGGAAAGCAUUCUGUAACCCUGAUAAUGGGGUCUCCACUGGAGGCAACUGCUCUCAGGAGGAAGAGAGGGCCAAAAGCUUUCCAGAAGCUAACUGUGCCGUUUUUAAAAUGGCCGUUGAGUCGUCAUUGCACCUGGUGGACGCCAGCAGCCUCUUCCCGAACAUUGGGUUGCUGCCGUUCAUGCUGCGUGGGCCUUACUUGGCCCACCAGUGUGAAAUCGCAAUCCAGGGCCAAUUCCCAUUAGUUCCAAAAGAAGAAAGUCAAGAUGAAGAUAACCCAUAUGACUAUAGGAAAUUGCUUCGUAAAACAUCCCAAAGGAAUCGUCUUAUCGAGCAAUGUUAA